AUGCCUGAAUCGAAGUUGAAGAAACGUACUAAAUCAGAUGACGAUGAUAACGAUGGCGGUAUCGAUCCAAAGACAAUUGCCAGACGAAAGCAAGAAGCUGAAGAGAAGAAGAAGAAAAGAAAUGAAUUGAAAAAGAAGAAACAGACUGCUCUAAUCGAUGAUCCUGUCGAUGAAGAUGAAGAUGGUGGAAUAGUGAAUAAGAAAAGCAAAGUCAAACCAACUAAAACUAAGAAGAAGUCUUCAAUGCCACUGUGUGUUCGGCAUCAUGAUGAUGAGAAUGAAGAUGAUGAUGGUGGUGUAUAUAAACAAAAGUUAGAUGCAGCUGAGAAGAAAAAACAAGCAGUGAAAGAAAAAACGAAAAAGAAGGAACAAGAAAAAGCGAUUAAAAACAAAGUGAACAAUGAUCAUGAUGGAGAUGGCGUAUCGGAUAGUGAAAUAAAUAAACUCAAGAAAAUCAUCCGAAAAGAAAAAACGAUCGAAAUCGACGACGAAGACGAAGACGGUGGUCGUAUUGUUAAAACUUAUGAUACAGUUAAAACGAUCAUGUCAUCGAAACGACCUGUUCUACACACUGAAGCAUCAAUACGAAAAGCAUCAGAGGCCGAUAUCGAUGAUGGAAAUAUGAAAUCACUGAAAGAUGAAAAGAAUAUAACGGCAAUUACAUAUGAUACCAUAAGUAAAUUACUUAUAAAACCAUCGAUCCGUUUGAGUGACAGGCAACUUAAAGAAUCCAUCGGUGAAUUCCACUUUGAACCGGUAUCAGACGAUGAAGAUGAGUCUGAACGAUCAGUCACAGUUAACUCUUCAUCAACGAGCUCUGGAAUUACCGAUGAAAACCGUAUCCAUCUUUUACGAUCUUCAUCGUACCGUAAAGCUAUGGAUGCCUCGCCGCCAACUGUCAAACAACGAUCGAAGGUUUUUGCUUCUUCAAUAAACAAACAAGAGAACGGUUCAGAUCAACUAUCGCAUAACGAUGCAGCAGAUGCCGUCGCGGAACAAACUCAAUCUUGA
Adineta ricciae is the source of this 1011-nucleotide messenger RNA. Lineage: Eukaryota; Metazoa; Rotifera; Eurotatoria; Adinetida; Adinetidae. The record is from the annotation of a GenBank genome assembly.